GUCAGUUCCGGGUUAUUUCCGGAAUAUAAUUUUGGUUCCAUUUUCAAUUAACAUUCAAAAUUGGUAUAUGUGACAGCAAAAGCCCCAACGGUUCGUAUACUGUAUAUUAAAACGGCAACAUACAGUCAAACAGGACCGGGAGUUUUAGAAAGAAAAGGACAAAACAUAGUGAAUAUGCUCAUGUAGAAGUACGUGCUUGUUCUUUGGGACUGAUGGAGAGGCUAAUAUCCAGAUUGACCGAGAAACAUGUUCUCUUCACGGCUUCUUUGGCCAUAAGACUUGCUUUGGUCGCUUAUGGAGAUUACCACGACAGGACGAUGGUAGUCAAGUACACUGACAUCGACUAUCAUGUGUUCACGGAUGCUGCGAGAUUCACGACGAAGGGCGAGUCCCCGUACAACAGGUCAACCUAUCGAUACACACCUCUACUGGCAUGGCUGCUCACUCCUAAUAUUUAUAUUCACAUUGUGUUUGGCAAGCUCCUUUUCAUCCUGUGUGACGUGCUGUCCGGACUGCUGAUCUACAGAAUCCUUUGCCUACAAGGUCUUGCCCCUGAGACAUCACGGCGGGUUUGCUCGCUGUGGCUCCUCAACCCCCUGCCGAUGGGAGUAUCCAGCCGAGGGAAUGCUGAGUCCAUCUUGGCCGCUUUGGUGCUGGGGACGCUACUUUGUAUCGAGGGCCGACGCAUGACAUGUGCAGCGCUGCUCUACGGCCUGUCGGUUCAUAUGAAGAUUUACCCCAUCACCUAUGCUCUGCCCAUUGUUCUGACUCUUCGCACACCACGGAUCAGAAGAGGGGAAGACAAAACAACGUGGAGGAGCAUUGUUGACUUCUUGGGAAGUUUCUUCACCAGGGAGUUGUUCCGUUUUGCAAGUGUCGCCGGAGGUCUUUUUUGUGCCCUCACAGCAAUUUUCUAUCACAUGUAUGGUUGGACAUUCCUUCACGAGACUUACUUCUAUCAUCUAACCAGAAGAGACAUUCGACAUAAUUUCUCUCCAUACUUCUACAUGCUCAACCUUACUGCAGACAGUAGAUGGAGCCAGUGGCUUGGGUUGAUGGCGUUCCUUCCACAGUUGAUCCUGCUGUUGAUCACGUCCUGGGCUUUUCACCGUGACCUGGCCUUUUGCUGUUUCCUACACACUGCCAUCUUUGUCACGUUCAACAAAGUCUGCACCUCACAGUACUUCCUGUGGUACCUGAGUUUACUUCCUCUGGUCAUCCCUCAUUUGAGUCUUUCACUGAAACAAGGACUGGGACUGGUGCUGCUGUGGUUUGGUGGACAGGCUGUGUGGUUGGUCCCGGCUUACUACCUUGAGUUUGUGGGCUACAACUCCUUUCUGUUCAUCUGGCUUGCUGGACUGCUCUUUCUGAUUGUUAACUGCAUCAUAUUGAUACAGAUCAUUGUUCAUUACAAACCAAAAGUGACAGCGAAGAGACCAAAGUUUGAAUAACCCCACCCAGAACUUAUCACUGUGAUUGGAGCUUCAGUAUAAACAGGGACAUUUCUUGUUUAUAUAUUUUUUUAUACUGAUUAUUUUCCCAUCUACAUUAUGCUUUUUCAGAAGAUCUCAUAAAAUGUAUUCAGACCCUGGAAUGUUCAGAAGGCUUUUGCAAUCCAGCGCACAUAUGGACAGAAACCCAUUCACAAUAUCAACUUUUUUUUGAUAAUUAAAAACGUUUGCCAUGUCCGGUACUUUUCACUCAACUUAGCUUGGCGUUUCCAGUAAAGUCCUUAGAUUUUAUUGUAAUAUUCUAUUGAAAGACAUUUAAUGUUGGAUAUGCACGCGCACACACACACACACACACAUAUAUAUAUGUAUGUGUGUGUGUGUGUACAUAUAUAUAUAUAUAUAUGUGUGUGUAUGCGCGUGUGUGGUUGUAUGUGUGUAUAUAUAUAUAUAUAUGUAUAUAUAUAUAUAUAUACAUUACAUUAAUUAACAUGACAAACAUGUUAAUUAACAUUAACACUAACAAACUUGAUGAAUUACAUUUUCAUGGGCAAAAUGCAAUGUACAUUUUAUGUAAGUUUAUCAAAUAUAGUAAAUAUAUUCCCAAUAACCAUGUCUUUGUUGC
Molecule: messenger RNA, 2073 nt
Organism: Syngnathoides biaculeatus (alligator pipefish)
Lineage: Eukaryota; Metazoa; Chordata; Actinopteri; Syngnathiformes; Syngnathidae
Gene: pigm
Product: phosphatidylinositol glycan anchor biosynthesis, class M
Exons: 8
Coding region: 213-1451 (412 amino acids)
Biological process (GO): GPI anchor biosynthetic process
Cellular component (GO): membrane; glycosylphosphatidylinositol-mannosyltransferase I complex
Molecular function (GO): GPI mannosyltransferase activity; alpha-1,4-mannosyltransferase activity
Source: RefSeq, a predicted model, not a curated record